GUGACGCUUUUUCAGAUGCAGCCAAAGAUAGUAAACGUGGUGUAUAUGAUAAACUAAGAGCAAAAUAUAUCUGCUUUUAUAAUGAUCUGUCUAUUACGAAGUCAUGGAGUGAAAAAUCAGAGAGAAUGAAGUCAAAACCAUAUCCUAAAAUGCCAAAAUUACAUAAUAGUGGAUUUAAAUAUCGGCCAGUUGAAAGAUGUGAAUUUAUUUGGAAAAAAGAGAAAGAGGCUCUAAAUUUGACUGCAGAAGUUGAAGAUCUUGAACAUCAAGUUCUUGAAAAUUUAGAAGCAAGCCAAAAGAAGUUGUAA
This is a messenger RNA of Racocetra persica, 308 nucleotides long. The record is from the annotation of a GenBank genome assembly. Lineage: Eukaryota; Fungi; Glomeromycota; Glomeromycetes; Diversisporales; Gigasporaceae.